AUGUCCUGCCAACAGACCCAGCAGAAGUGCCAGCUUCCUGCCAAGUGCCUCCCCAAAUACCCACCCAAGUGCCCUCCUCAGGCCCCUCAGGCUCCUCAGGCCCCUCAGGUUCCUCGGGCCCUUCCUCCCUGCCCAGCGCCCUGCCCCCCUCCUGCUCCCUCCUGCUGUGUCCCUAGUUGCUGUAUUUCUGGCUUUGGAGACUGCUGCUUUCCAGAUGUCUGCCUAGGCCAGCCCCAGCCGUCCGCCUGCUGUGUGAGGGAGCCUUCCCACUGUUGUUGCUCCAGUUGUUGCCACAGCCUUGGGGGCUGCAGCUGA
Molecule: messenger RNA, 315 nt
Organism: Pipistrellus nathusii (Nathusius's pipistrelle)
Lineage: Eukaryota; Metazoa; Chordata; Mammalia; Chiroptera; Vespertilionidae
Source: the annotation of a GenBank genome assembly